UCCUUUAUGAUCCCGGGAUCUCCCACUUCCCUCAGCAGACAUCAUCCAGCAGCAGAGGCGAACACAUCUCACUCUCACACACACUCAUAACUCUCCCUGCAGCUGCAACAACACAACAACACAUCUACACAACACAGACACACAGACACAAAGAGAGAGGCGACGACAUCGACAAGAUCCCAACAGGAGACGCUUUGUUUUUUGAACACCAUCUACUACAAACCUGCAUCUCUUCCCGGGAUUCUAACUGCUGCUGCCGAGCGACGGACACUUUUAUCCACUUCACUUAAAACAACAAGAAGAAGAACAACAAAAAGCUCCAGUCGUGCCACAAUGUCCGAGGUGCUGCCAUACAACGAGGGCAAAAUGAGCGGCUACGGCGCGGACAGCGAGGUCAGCCAGAUGUCCUUUAGCUGUGGACUGCAGGACACGAGCGCCUUCUUCGCUGCGUCGCAGGCGAAAAGACCCCCGAAGCUGGGACAGAUCGGCAGAGCUAAGCGAGUGGUCAUCGAGGACGACCGAAUAGACGAGGUCCUGAAGGGGAUGACGGACAAGUCUUCACCUGGCGUUUAAGCGUGAACAAUGCCUGCGCUGACUUUUUUAAUUUCAAUCACCGAUUUGAAGCACUUGUCGGCUGUGCAUGUUCGAGGAAUUUGCAGGAAAAAGACGACGGCACGAAGCGAGGACGGGAUGAUGAAAUGAGAAUGGUGUUACAGGACGGGGAAAAAAGGGGAGAGAGAUAGAAUAAAGAGGGGGAAGAUAUAUAUAUAUAUAUAUAUA
Molecule: messenger RNA, 780 nt
Organism: Solea senegalensis (Senegalese sole)
Lineage: Eukaryota; Metazoa; Chordata; Actinopteri; Pleuronectiformes; Soleidae
Gene: camk2n1a
Product: calcium/calmodulin-dependent protein kinase II inhibitor 1a
Exons: 2
Coding region: 334-573 (79 amino acids)
Biological process (GO): negative regulation of protein kinase activity
Molecular function (GO): calcium-dependent protein kinase inhibitor activity; protein kinase binding
Source: RefSeq, a predicted model, not a curated record